AUGGCUCAGUGUGCGGCUCAUCCUGCUGUCCUCAUCGUUCUGCUGGUGUUCGGUCUGGCCGCAGUCCUGCUCCUCACUGUGCCGAGCGAAGACGUUGCCAGGGCGCCCGGGUUCAUGUACGGAAUUGUUUUGGAUGCUGGAUCCUCACACACAUCCUUAUUUGUAUACAAGUGGCCUGCAGACAAGCAAAAUGGCACCGGUGUGGUCACCCAACACAGUGAAUGUCAUGCAAAGGGAGGUGGGAUAUCCAGCUAUGCUGGCAAAGAGGGAGCGGCGGGGCAGAGCUUGGAGGAGUGUCUAGACCAGGCAGUGCACGACGUCCCUGCAUACAGACACAAGGUCACACCUGUGUACCUGGGUGCCACAGCUGGCAUGAGGCUUCUGCACAUUUCCAGUCCAGAGCAUUCAUCUCAAAUUCUGCAAGAAGUUGGCCGCAAAAUCCAGGCAUACCCUUUCAGCUAUCAGGGGGCCGCCAUUCUCUCAGGUCAAGAGGAGGGAGCAUUCGGUUGGGUCACGGUCAACUACCUCUUAGAGAAUUUCAUUAAGUAUGGCUUUGUAGGGCGGUGGCUCAGCUCCGGCAGGCCUACAGUGGGGGCCCUCGAUUUCGGCGGCGCAUCUACCCAGAUAACAUUUGUGACUCAGGAACAAGUGGAGGAUGAGAAGGACAUGAUGAAGCUGCGUCUUUAUGGACAGGAGUAUUCUUUGUACACACACAGCUUCCUCUGCUACGGGCAGGAUCAGGUCCUCAAGAGGCUUCUGGCCCACAUUGUCAAGUCUCAAGGUUAUUCAGUAUCAGUCACUCACCCUUGCCAUCCUAUGGACUCUUCUGUAAAAAUAAAUCUGGACACCAUCUUCAGUUCUCCAUGUACAGCCAAGUACACACCGAGCACCUACAAAGCUCAGGACUCUUUGCUAAUAAACGGCAGUGGCCAUUAUGAGCAAUGUGUGGGCAAUGUGUCAGAAAUCUUCUCCUUUGACGGAUGCCCCUUCUCUCACUGCUCCUUCGAUAACAUCUUUCAGCCCAACGUGACUGGCAGCUUCAUGGCAUUUUCAGCCUUCUUCUACAUUCACUCCUUCCUGCAGCGCAUCACUGCAGUCACAGUUAGCACGCCCAUGCAAAUGGAGGAGACUGCUAAAACAGUGUGCAAGAUGAGUUUUGCUCAGAUGCUGGCUCUUGUUCCAGAUCAAGCAUCUCGCCUGAGGGACUAUUGUGCUUCCUCUGUGUUUGUCAAGGUUCUCCUACUCAAAGGAUACAGCUUUGAUGAAAAAUCAUUCUCACGCAUUUCUUUCAAGAAGAAGGCUGGCGACACCUCAGUUGGGUGGGCUCUUGGCUACAUGUUGAGUCUGAGUAAUUUGCUGCCAUCAGAAAAAGUUCGAACGUGGAAGGCAUUAGCACCGGGAGUAUGGGAAAGCCUCACAGUUCUUUUUGUGCUGCUGCUGGUCACCAUCCUGGUCUUUAUUGCACUUCGAGUCUGUGAGUGGAAAAAGAGAGGACUCAAUGACAGAGUCAUCUAGACCUGCAAUAACACUGUGCCGUCAGAAAGCAAUUACUGUCAUCGAGUUUACACUGUUUGGGCUCUAUAUAUCAUCC
This is a messenger RNA of Phycodurus eques (leafy seadragon), 1591 nucleotides long. RefSeq names its product ectonucleoside triphosphate diphosphohydrolase 2-like. Gene Ontology annotation, cellular component: plasma membrane. Gene Ontology annotation, molecular function: GDP phosphatase activity; UDP phosphatase activity. Gene Ontology annotation, biological process: nucleoside diphosphate catabolic process. The transcript is spliced from 9 exons. The record is from RefSeq and is a predicted model, not a curated record. The coding region runs from base 1 to 1515 and encodes 504 amino acids. NCBI's taxonomy places the organism in Eukaryota, Metazoa, Chordata, Actinopteri, Syngnathiformes, Syngnathidae.